Molecule: messenger RNA, 3989 nt
Organism: Oxyura jamaicensis (ruddy duck)
Lineage: Eukaryota; Metazoa; Chordata; Aves; Anseriformes; Anatidae
Gene: RIPOR3
Product: RIPOR family member 3
Exons: 23
Coding region: 632-3325 (897 amino acids)
Source: RefSeq, a predicted model, not a curated record
AGGUGGAAAGCUCCUUUGAGUGCAACCAGUUGGCUCAGUCUCAUAGAACAGGAAGCUUCUUUAGCUGAUGUUAUUUUAGAGCCUCGACUUACAGGGAAUAUUAACUAAAGCUAGAUAAAAAUAAUUAAGACUUAAAAGACUAUAUUAGCUAGAAGCCAAGCAGGAACCUAACAAUCUGAAAGAACCAUUUGCAGAGAGUUCAUUUUCUGCUUUAAAUGUGGUAGAUAUAUAACUAAUGCUUAGGGAUAUUGUAAUUCAUCAGGUUAGCACAAACAAUCCUGCAUGUGGGACUUCUGUUAGAAACAGUAUUUGGUUUUGCAGUUGCUUUUAAAAUUCGCAGUUGUUAGUCCUUGAGCAGAUCAAAAACUUGUUGCCUUGUUUUCCUGAAUUGCAGAAAUUAGCUUUUACUAGUCUUUACUACUCCUUACUUAAUGUCCCCUGCUUCCUGAAGAAGUGGGGGCCUGCACAAUUCUUCUGCCUUUAAAAAGAGGCAAAAGAGAACCACUAGGCUUCCUUGAGUCUACUUCAAUCUUGGCGAAGGAACCAUUUCUUAUUUUUGUUGGAGUCAAAAAAAAACUUGUAGCUUUUCUUCAUUGGAAAGUCUCUCAACAGAAGUUCAGUGAGAUCAAGAAUGUCACUGAAGUCCCCCAAGGCAUAUUCUUCACUGCAGAAAGGGGCAGUCAUCUGGGAUCCAAAACCACUGCAGGUGAAGAAAAUUUUUGAAGCUUUGAAGAAAGGACUUAAUGAAUACUUGGAAGCACAUCAGGCUGAGUUGGAUUAUCUCUCUGGUCGGCACAAAGAUACAAAAAGGAACUCCAGAUUGGCCUUCUACUAUGACCUGGAUAAGCAAAUUCGCUCUGUGGAGAGAUAUAUUAGAAAAUUGGAGUUCCACAUAAGCAAGGUGGAAGAACUCUAUGAAGCUUACUGUAUCCAGUGCAGACUACGUGAUGGAGCCACUAACAUGAAACAUGCCUUUGCCUUGUCUCCUUCCACCAAAGCCUCCAGGGAGAGCCUAGUGGAGCUCUACAAGAACUUUCAGGGAUGCACAGAGGACAUGUGCUUUAUAGAAGGGGCAUUGGAGGUCCAUUUAGGAGAGUUUCACUUGAAGAUGAAAGGCUUGGUGGGCUUUGCACGUCUCUGUCCAGGGGACCAAUAUGAGGUUUUUGUGCGACUGGGACGCCAAAAAUGGCGGUUGAAAGGCAAGAUUGAGACUGACGACAGCCAAACAUGGGAUGAAGAAGAAAAGAUUUUCAUACCUAAUCUCCACGAGCAGUUUGAAAUCAAGGUGACAGAACUGCGAGGACUGGCCACUAUUCUAGUUGGAGUUGUGACAUGUGACAGCAUAAACUUCUUUACAACCAAGCCUCAGGCAAUCAUUGUGGAUAUAACUGAGCUGGGCACUAUCAAGCUGCAACUGGAAGUCCUCUGGAAACCCUUUGACACAGAGAACCUGUUUUUGUCACCUGGAACCACUGCCAAGUUUUCUGUGGGUAGCAGGAAGAACUCUUUAUACAACUGGACCCCACCAAAUACCCCCAGCUUCAGAGAGAAAUACUAUCUGUCUAUUUUGCAACAAAGACAGAACCAAGGGGACAUAAGUGAAGAAGCUCAGCCUCCCAGCAUACUGAGCUAUUUGGCUGCCUGUGAUUUUGGUGUGCAUGAGAGGAGUAAGCCUCACGAUCCCGUGGAGACAAGUGAAGCAGACUCAUUCAGCUCUGAGGAUCUGAAAGGGACAGAAUCUAGAAAUGCAACUCCAGCUGCAGACCACAGGACAUUGCCACUGGUGAUUAUUCAAGAGGCUUGUGCAGAAGAGCGACAUCCACUUUCAAGUCAUGCAACUCUGGACAUUCUGAAGAAGACUCCGUGUGCGGAUGGAUUUCCAAGUAACCCAUCUAGUUUUCUGAGUCGUGGCAAAGGUAGCAGAGCUUCUUUCAACCAGACCAGAACUCGCCAUCUGACAGAACAAGAAAACAUUAGCCAGAAAAGCUUGAAUGCUGCAAAUGAUGUAAAACCAGAUGGAUGUACAAAGUCAAUUGAUAAGGCUCUCCAAGAACUGUUAAAUUUGCUGAAAUUCCAUGAUGUCAGGCAAGCCCAACUGGAGAAAUUGGAAUACCAAGUUUUAUCUAUGAGGGAUAAAUUAAAGCUAAAGACACUUCAUCACAAACGUUCCUCUAUGGAAAGUUUAAUGGUGGAAACCGUGCUGGAAAGUUUUGACUUUUUAAACGCUGACUGCAGUGCUGAUGAGCUUUCAUUAUUUGGAAGCGUAAGAACAGCCAGUAUCAGCACAUACAAUGACAGCACGUUUCAGUCCCUGAGCUGUGACAUGAAAACGGAAACAAGAGGUGUAACUACUGGUGAUGACAACUUAGAUGUACUUUUGAUAACUCAUCUGAAGCUGUGCAAAGCUCUUUUGCAGAAACUCAGAUCCCCAAACAUAGCCCAGAUUGUCCAGGAGAGCGUUUUGGAAGAAGUGUCAGAGCAGACGCAAGUCCUGGGGGAUGUCUUGGAUACGUCUGUUGAAGAAAUUAUUCAGAAGACUAAGAAGAAGAAGCACUAUCUGAAAAUCUGGAGUGAUCUCGCAGAGCCUGGCAGUAUCUUGUUUGCUUCAGCAGAAAGAUUCCAUCAUGCACUGAGAUACACAUCGGCGCUCAAAAUGAAGGAAAAAUACCCUGGUCAAUUAGAAGCAGUAUUGCGGAGAUUGCUAGAGCAGAUUGUCACCUGCAAUGGAUUGCUCCCCUCUCCAUACCACCAAGCAGAACCAGUUACUUUGUUCCAGUUUUAUAGCUACCUGGAGAAACAUCAUAUUACCAGCCUGGACAAACACUUGGGAAAACUUGCUAAAGAAGUGAUGCUAAUUGAGGAGCUGCAGUGCCCUGGACGUCUGAAGACUCUUAAAAAAUUGAAAGGAAAGCGAUUGAACAAGCUCCAACCUCUACCGCAGACUUUACGGCUGCUUGGGAUUUUACAGCUGGAUGACAACCACCGCGUCAGCAAAGCAGCCACAUCCUGCCUCUCCCGUGCAGCAGCAAACAAGAACUUUAGGGAAAAGGCUCUCCUUUUUUACACUGAUGCUUUAGCUGAUUGUGAUGCAAGACUUCAGCAAGCUGCGUGUUUGGCCCUCAAAAACCUCAGAGCUAUAGAGAGCAUAGAGCAGGUCGCCCAUCUGUGCCAAUCUGAAAUAGAGGAAGUUAGGAAUGCUGCCCGGGAAACAACGCUGUCCUUUGGUGAAAAAGGACGGCAAGCCUUUGAGAAAAUGGACAGGAUUUGCUGUGAAUUAAGAGAGACUGUGCAGCAAGAGGCUGAAAUUGAAAUCACAGUAUUUUAGUAGUGGGAUAUGAGGAGCUAGAUCAUACCUUCCUCACAGCCACAGCUGAGUACUGAGGAGUUAGUUUGUUCAGGGUCUGGUUUACUGACACCCUGCUAUGUACAUGCUGCAUACUGACAGAGUACAGUUUUGUUUCCAAAGUGGGCACAGUUUGCAAUCUAAACCAAGUAGACUGGAAUCUGUAUUUUCUCACUCUCAGCACACGAUGAAAUCUCAAAUCCAGGUUGCCACUUGAGUUAAAUCUCCAUCUCACUGGAACUGGCUGCCUCUGCACGAACUAAAAGUCAAAUACGAUGUAUUUUCACUUAAAAUAUUUUAUUAAUUUGGCAUUUCUCUAAGAGGAAAUAAGUGAUCACUUUCCUACAGUCCAUCUAGAAACUAGUGGACAACAGCUUACUUACAUCAACUGCCAUAUAAAUUAGAAAAACCUAGCAGCCUUAUUAGGUGGCUACCAUUUUUUUAAUACAAUUUAGUUGCAGAAGAAAAACUUGCUACUUUAAAAGCCAUUUUUGGGGUAAUGAUUGCAACUUAGGCCAGGCUCAAGCAAGGCUUGAGAAGGGUAAGUACUGAGUGCAUAUCCUCAGCAGUUUACAAGGGGAAGUUAUUUAUCAUAUUAGCCAUGGACAGACCAGACUGCCAUACGGACAGAUUUAUGUAAGUGUUU